AUGUCACUUGUUUCCAUAGUAGAAGUUGCCAUUCAGGUGGAGAACUUCAAGAAUAUUGAUCUGUAUAACCAAGGAUUCUACAGAUGUGAUUUCAAGCUUUACCAUCUUGAAGGAGAGAAUAAAAUAUAUGCUAACCCCACUAACAUCAAGGUCAGCGAGAUAACUAAGAAAAGAAGAAGAGCAUGGGAAAAUAAGAAAGAACCAGAUGUCCUUGAUGCAAAAGAUGGGGAAAUCAACCAAAGUGCUCAUAUAUCUUCUACCAGAACUUUUGUGAUUAGAUACUGUGACGAAGAAGUUGAGAUCAAUGACAUUCUUAUAUUCAGAAUCGAGAUCCCGGUCGAUGCUGAUUAUCUUGAAAAAGAGAUACACUGAGAAGCCAUUUUGAUGUUUGUUGAUUUUAGCUCUCUAAAGUCUACUGAGAUCCAAGGACAUGUUAAAGAGUUAUAUGAGCACCCAGAUUUUGUGAAAAAUGUGUCUGAGGCAAAAUUCAAAUUUCUCUUUUGAGCCCAGGUGAUUAAAGAAUAUUUCACAGUUAGUUUUGAAAAUCAAUAUUUCUGUCAAUUUCAUUGAACUGUUCAUUCAACUCUUGUGGGAUAUAAAUUCAAAGAGAAGGAUCCAAGUAAGCCACGACUUCUAAACGACAAGAAUCUUCAGUUUGAUGAAGUGGGGGAAUACUUCUUUCAAGAUAAAUAUGGAGAAAUAGCAGACGAAGUAGAUUUCAAAAAGGCAGAUCAAGUUUAUAAAGAUUACAUUAAUAUCCUCAGUCAGAUCCAUAAAAGGCUGAAUUCUUAUUUCAAAAGAACAAUGAAUGAAUGUUUCAGUGAUGAACAAAAGGAAAAAUUAGAGAAUUUUAUACAAAUCAAACCCUUGAUGCAUCCUGGAGAGUUAGAUGAUGCUCAUAACGAUCUUGAAGAGUCUAAAUACCUUGAGAAUUCUCCUUCAAAUGGUAGCGAUUCAAGCUCCAACAACAUUAUUUUCAAAUAAAAAGAGUAAUAUUGCGCCUGAAAGACCUGUUGGAGAUAUAGAAGGAUCUAGAAGGUUAAUGAAUUUAACUGAAAGCCCCCUCCCACAAAGAAUAGAUGGUGGCAUAGACACACCAUCUAUGACAGCUGGAGAGAAUUCCAUCAACGAAGAAUUCAUGGAGCAUUACAAUGAGCAAGACAAGAUUGAUGAAAUAAAUGACCACUUGAAAGUAGGAUCCAUCCAUGUCCUGAACACUAAGGAUAAAUAAGUUUAUGAACAAAAAGAUACCUGAACUUUCUGAAAGAGUUCCUACUUCAGACCCAUUUACAGUUGGAAAAUUCAUGAUGAGUGAUUUUGAUAAAGUUACUAAACAAAUCAGCAAAAUUUGGAGCAAAAUCAUCAGGGCAAUCCAGGAAGAACCAAAAUUUAUAAUCGAAAACCUCAAAAUGGACUAUGAGAGCAAGCAUAUCAAGAAAAUAGGCCAGAGUAUUUUCCUUUCUACAAUAGAAACAGAUGACUUUGUGUCACCUGUAGAAGAGAAUCUGAUCGAGAUCCACAAAGCUCUCCUAAAAACUAGAGAAGAAAGAGGAUACCACCUUGACUUUGAAGAUGUGCUUGUCCAAGAUGAAGAAAUUUGGAAAAAGCCUGAAUCUCAUCCUAUCAUCUUUGAAGAAUGUGUCAGAAAGAAGGACUACAUCCCUCCUGAGCCUGAUAAUAAGUUAUUAGAAGAAAAUGACUAUAGAGAUUUUAAAUAUGAAAAUUAUUAUAGAGGAUGACACUUAUUCGUCUUAGUACAUGGUUUUCAAGGAUCUAAUAUUGACAUGAAACUUUUGAAGAACUCAAUCUCGAUGGUCCAUCCAGAAGCAAUCUUCUUACUUAGUAAAAAUAAUGAAAAAGAAACAGAAGGAAAUAUUGAAGAAAUGGGUGUCAGGCUUGCUGAUGAGAUCAAGGUAUUUAUAGACCAAUACUGCCCUGGAUCCUCUUUAGGUAGACUCAGUUUUAUUGGUCACUCUAUGGGAGGAAUCAUAAUUAGGGCUGCUCUUCCUUACCUUGAAGAUUAUAAAAAGCUAAUGUACACCUAUAUCUCACUUUCGAGUCCUCAUCUAGGAUAUAUGUACAAUUCAAGUAAAAUCAUAGAUGCUGGAAUGUGGGUUCUCAAGAAAUGGAAAGGGAGUGAGUCCCUCAGGCAGAUAGGAAUGAGUGAUAGUCCAAAUCCAGAGGAGACUUUUCUGUAUAAACUUAGCAAAAAGCCUGGCUUAGAAUGGUUCAAAAAUAUUCUCCUUUGAAGUUCUUUCCAAGAUGGUUAUGCUCCAUUUGAUUCUGCAAGAAUCCAGAUUUGCUCUAAAGCCACUAAAGAUACUGCAAAAGGUAAUAUAUACAUUCAGAUGGCUACAAAUCUUCUUAACAAGCUAGAUAUUGAAUGCUUAUACAGGAUUGAUGUAAACUUUAUGAUCAGCAACAAGAAUAUCGAUACUUUUAUUGGAAGAGCUGCUCACAUCCAAUUCCUUGAAAACAAAGUGUUUAUGGACAUGAUCAUAUUCAGAUUUAGAGAGUUUUUCGAAUAAUUCAAUACCAUUA
This is a messenger RNA of Moneuplotes crassus, 2541 nucleotides long. Lineage: Eukaryota; Ciliophora; Spirotrichea; Euplotida; Euplotidae. The record is from the annotation of a GenBank genome assembly.